AUGAUUGAUGGCGUUGCUGCUUGGCUGCGGCCUGGCGGUGACAUCAACCGCAACUACGCCCAACGUAACCAAAACUUCCCCUCCACACCACUUCAAUCCAUCGCCAUGGUAUAUGCAUUCGACCUGCCGACGACCUCACACCUCUCUUUUCAGAGCUAUUUAUCGUCUCGCACGCAUCCCUCCCUCCCGCAGUCCGCAACCACUGCCCGACAUGCCUUCCGCCUCGCGCUCAAAGCCCACAGCCGCCUACCCCGCGGCCCGCAGCGCGACUCUCACCUGAACUCCGUUCUCUCCGCACUCAACGACUACCUGCCAUACCUUGUCGCAAUCGCCCAAGGCCUCAAUGGCAGGCCAAUCGACACCACAGCAGCCCCCUCCGUUCCUUCAGCUGAAGAAGUCGAAGUAAGCCCGCGCGCUGAAAUCGAGCCCGAAUGGCGAGCAACACUCGCAUCGAGCUCUAUCUCCCUCAAGUCUUCUCGACCGACAAAAUCCGGCCGCACGCGCGGACCCGGCAUACAAUAUGAAUUAGCCUUCACUCUUACAACAUUGGGCUACGUCCUCAGUUCUUUAGCCCGGUCAGGCGUCACCCGCACCCUCUACGCAUCCUCAACCCCCACCACAGAGCAACGUACAGCAGCCGUCCAAAACGCAGCCAAGAACCUCCUACAGGCAGCUUCCAUACACACGCUUCUCUCCUCAUCUCCCUACUUUACAAAUGGCUUGGAAGCUUGCGUUGCGCCGGAGUUAGCCCCCGCGUCGCAAGUGGCGCUGUCAUCCCUCGCACUGGCCGAAGCAACCCUCCUCGCAGUGUUAAAGGACGAUUCAUACGUUGUGGCAUGUAUACAAGCGCGCAAUCCCAAUGAUAAAGACUGGAUGGUGCGGGCGCCAGAGAUCCCCAAGGUCCGCGCGCAUGCCUUUGCGCGCUUGUGUAUUCGCGCCGCGGAGUAUGCCGACCAGGCAAAUACCGGGCUCGGCUCGGUGGGUGCGGGGGGCAAACGUGCUGGGAUUGACGAGGAUUUCGUCUCGUAUACGCGUGUGCUUGGUCUCGUUGCGCGGGCGCGUGCAUGUCGAUUUUUCGGGAUCGAUGCUGAGCUCGCCGGGAAGAUUGGAGAUGGGAUUGCGUGGCUUCGCGCGGCGAAGGCGGCUCUCGGACUACGAGGUAGUGGCUCCGGGGAGAAAGAGACCGCUACGAAAAGCCGGGGUUUGUCGAAGCUGAAGCAGGGAUUUAGGGAGCGGCUUGAAGAGCGUCGCAUGGAGAAAGGUGCGGGGGGUGAGCGGGUAGAGAAGGGCGAGUUCGGGCCUGGGGAUAACGCCGGCCGAGAGGAGGAGGGAAGAGUCGUCGAAAUGCUGGAAACGAAGUGGGUACGGAUGAAUGAUACUAUCAACACACAAUUGAUUCCAUCCUCGGCGGACUACCUCGCCAACCUGCCCUCCGGUCGAGAUAUCUAUCCCGCGCCUGCUGCGUUCAAGCUGCCGUCCUUGGAUGAGGAGCAUCUUUCCCGAAUGCGUGCUCCGCCUACGGAGCUUGAUUUGCCUGAGCUUGAGGGUGAAGAUAGUGAUGUGGAGAGUCCAGAUGCACUGGACACUCGGGCUCUUACACCUGGCGCGUUUCCUGACAGGCCUGAUAGUACAUAUUAUUGA
Aspergillus calidoustus is the source of this 1641-nucleotide messenger RNA. NCBI's taxonomy places the organism in Eukaryota, Fungi, Ascomycota, Eurotiomycetes, Eurotiales, Aspergillaceae. The record is from the annotation of a GenBank genome assembly.